AUGUCUGGUCCCCAAGCACGAGAAUUUCAUCCAGACACUCUGGAUGUGUCUUGGGAUUACCCUGGGGAACCCAAAUCAAGUUAUGCCGAUCAAAUUGUCAAGGCCCAUGAAGAAAAGGCCCGAAUUCUAGACAACUCCCCAUACAAACAGCGCGGCUGGAACGUGGUCAGGCGUCUUGAAUGUCUCCGAGUCAUUCAAGAGGAACUUGAGUCUCUGAACGAGCCAGAUCAACUAGCAACUGUCAAGGCUAUCACCGAAGCUUACGAGAAUGGAGAUCAAAAAUGGCCAGAUGGACCUGUGUCAUACUGGAGUCGGGGUGCGCUAGCGAGCAACUUGACUUAUUUUGACUGGGAUGAAUGUAUGAAGCUUCAAAAGAACACGAAAGGACAUGGUGGAAUCUGGAUUGAGGGGGUCGAUGGCGCAGGCCCGAUAGCAUUUCGCCGCUUCUCUGCAAACUUUGCAUUUCCAGGACAGCUCCCCCUUGCCUUCAAGCCUCUAGAUGCACCACGGGAUCAAUUCUACGGACAGCACUAUGGUUCUCAAAUGACCGAAGACGAUUUCCGGAAAAUACUCGAAAGUACAAUGGGGUUUCCAAUGCCCCAGUUCCUGGUGAGAGGAUGCGAUACCACCAUGAUAUUGUCUUCUGGUGUAAUGGCCCAAAUUGAGCAACUUGGGGAUGCAGCCGACAUGUCCAUCGGUUACAGCGCCUUUCAUUGUGGGAAUGGCGUACUUCGGGCUUAUCCUGCCGUUGCUCUUGAAGUAGCCGUGGCUCAGCCUAAUGACCCUCCUUCGGAAUGGAACUGGGUUACUACUCGUUGCGCUGUCGUUCCGGGUUUGGGGGAUACUGAGAUCCGUCUGUCGUUUUGUGUGGAUGACGAGACAAUGAUGGAGGAGUUUGUUGCAUGGGAAUUGAAUGAUGAGAGCGAUGAACCUGAGCGAGGACCUAUCCUGGACCAACUGCUUCGGCGGUGA
This is a messenger RNA of Penicillium verhagenii, 972 nucleotides long. RefSeq lists its product as uncharacterized. The coding region runs from base 1 to 972 and encodes 323 amino acids. NCBI's taxonomy places the organism in Eukaryota, Fungi, Ascomycota, Eurotiomycetes, Eurotiales, Aspergillaceae. The transcript has 3 exons. The record is from RefSeq and is a predicted model, not a curated record.